This is a messenger RNA of Syngnathoides biaculeatus (alligator pipefish), 1851 nucleotides long. It is a transcript of the gene tarbp2, whose product is annotated as TAR (HIV) RNA binding protein 2. Gene Ontology annotation, biological process: regulation of miRNA processing; regulation of siRNA processing; regulation of viral transcription. NCBI's taxonomy places the organism in Eukaryota, Metazoa, Chordata, Actinopteri, Syngnathiformes, Syngnathidae. Gene Ontology annotation, cellular component: RISC-loading complex. The transcript is spliced from 7 exons. The record is from RefSeq and is a predicted model, not a curated record. The coding region runs from base 148 to 1185 and encodes 345 amino acids. Gene Ontology annotation, molecular function: siRNA binding; double-stranded RNA binding; pre-miRNA binding.
GCUGCCGCACAUACGUCACUGUCGCAAAGAAGGAAGGCGACUUUCUUUACAUGUUUUGUGGGAAAACCCGUCUAAUGAAAGGAAGCGUUUGUUUUGGUGGGGGGGUUUGCCAUCCGAAUCCUACCGGCUGUCCGUCUGAAAUAGGGAAUGAACGACGAGACAGCUUCGGACAGCUGGAAGACAAACUCCGGGUGCUCCAGUAUUGAGCAAAUGCUGGCUCUGAACCCCGGAAAGACGCCAAUUAGUCUGCUACAAGAGUAUGGAACGCGGAUAGGGAAGACCCCGGUGUAUGACCUGCUCAAGGCCGAGGGACAGGCCCACCAGCCCAACUUCACGUUCCGCGUCUCCGUGGGAGAGAUCAGCUGCACGGGGCAGGGCCCCAGCAAGAAGGCGGCCAAGCACAAAGCGGCCGAGGCGGCGCUGAAGAUGCUCAAGGGGGGCCUGGCGGGUCCCUUGGGUUUCAGCGUUGAAGGGGACUUGUUUAUCGGGGUCGAUGUGCCUGCGGAUGGAGACAGCUCUCCGUGUGAGAUGAAGACUUUGGGCACUUCACAGCAGUCAGAGUGUAAUCCCGUUGGAGCUCUGCAAGAGCUGGUGGUGCAGAAGGGGUGGCGUCUGCCAGAGUACACAGUGACGCAGGAGUCUGGUCCGGCGCAUCGCAAGGAAUUCACCAUGACCUGCAGAGUGGAGAGAUUUAUGGAAAUUGGAAGUGGUACGUCCAAGAAGCUGGCCAAGAGAAACGCGGCCGCCAAAAUGCUAGCGCGGAUACACGAUGUACCGGUGGACCUGAGGACCAACACCGACGCCGACCCCGAAGACGACACGUUCAACGUGCAAACGGGGGGCAGGGCAGAGUCGUCCAAGACCAAAGGCAACAGCUGCACGUGGGACGCGCUGAGGAACUCCGCCGGCGAGAAGAUCCUGCAGCUGCGCAGUCACCCGCUGGGCAUGCCCGCGGACUCCAAUUUCUGCUCGCUGCUCCACGACCUGUCGUCUGAGCAAUGCUUUGAUGUCAGCUACCUGGAUCUAGAGAAGCGCAGCCUGAGCGGUCGGUGCCAGUGUCUGGUGGAGCUGUCCACGCAGCCGAUCACGGUGUGCCACGGCUUCGCCACGACCGUGGAGGCCGCCCGUGCCAACGCCGCCCACAACGCGCUGCAGUACCUCAAAAUCAUGGCCGGGGCGAAGUGACUCCUGGAAGACAACAACUCCAAAUACCUCCCAAUGUUAGAAAAGACCACUUCGGAAAAUUAAGGACACGCCCACAAAUCCACCCAGUAGCGAGCCGACAUUCUGAUAUGCUGUGAUUAAGUCUCACACACACACACACGCAUAUAUAUAUAUAUAUAUAUAUAUAUAUAUAUAUAUAUACAAAAGACACUGCUCUAAAAAUAUUUUAAAGAAUUCCCCUUUAAAAAAAAAAAAAAACGAAAAAAAACUUGAAAAACUGAAGUUUUUGUCUUUGUCACGUUAAUGAUUUAAGACUUUGAAUUCUCAUAAAAAUCAACAUAUGGGUUCGCUUGCCAUGUUAUGGAAAUUACAAUCCUUUAUAAAUGACAAUUGAUACAAUAUGGAAUAUUACUAUGUAUUCUAUAUUAUAUUUUCACUUCUAGCAUUUUGUGCACCGCGGCACUUGGCGUAUGAAUUAAGCAGUGUACGGGCCCUGUUGGAGUCUUGAAUUGAGUAUUGCUCUUUAAAAAUAUAUAUAUUGAAAUAAAAUAAUGUCCGUACCCAUUUUUUAAAGACCUUUUGAAAAACUGACACAAAUCAGGUUUGUUGUGAAGCUGACUGAAUUCAAUUGCACUUGGAAUUAUUAUGCAACUUGUUACAAUAAAUUGGACAACUUUAUGCAUAUUA